Brassica rapa (field mustard) is the source of this 688-nucleotide messenger RNA. RefSeq names its product photosystem I reaction center subunit VI-1, chloroplastic. Lineage: Eukaryota; Viridiplantae; Streptophyta; Magnoliopsida; Brassicales; Brassicaceae. Gene Ontology annotation, cellular component: photosystem I reaction center; photosystem I; chloroplast thylakoid membrane. Gene Ontology annotation, biological process: photosynthesis. The record is from RefSeq and is a predicted model, not a curated record.
GAUUCCACGUGGUAUUUCCUAAUUGGCCUAAGCAUAUCUUCAAGAGAAGAUUGCAGUCUGCCUCGUGUCAGAAGAAGAUCAAACAAACUCCACUCAUUCUUACACAAAAGAAGAUUAGUGAACGAAGCUCAUGGCGUCUCUUGCAACCGUCGCCGCCGUGAAACCAUCUGCCGCCGUCAACGGCCUCGGCGGCAGCUCACUCGCCGGGGCCAAGCUCUCCUUCAAACCUUCCAGCCUAAGCAUCAAACCCAAAUCCGUCAGGUCUGAUGCCGUGGUGGCCAAGUAUGGAGACAAAAGUGUCUACUUUGACUUAGAAGAUUUGGGAAACACAACUGGUCAAUGGGAUCUAUACGGAUCUGAUGCUCCUUCUCCUUACAACCCUCUUCAGAGCAAGUUUUUUGAGACAUUCGCUGCACCAUUCACAAAGAGAGGAUUGCUCCUCAAGUUCUUGAUUCUUGGAGGAGGAUCUUUGCUUACUUAUGUCAGCGCUUCAUCCACCGGCGAUGUUCUUCCCAUCAAGAGAGGUCCUCAGGAGAAGCCUAAGCUCGGUCCUCGCGGCAAACUCUGAUUUAGAUUCAUGCAAUGUUUGUUACCUUCCCAUAAACAUUUCUCAAUGCUUUUUAACUCUUUAAAUUAUUGUAUGUAUAUUCUGUUUCUCUGUUACAUUUAAACCGUUUUUCUUUCCCUA